AUGGCACAGUAAGCAAUUUUCAAGUUUAGCAACUAAAAUCAAUACAAUGUGUAUGACUCAUAUAUGCAAAGGUCACCAGAAGAGAAGUAAGCUAGGUAAAGAUAAAGGAGAUAAGCCAAACAGAAUUAGGAAAAUCAAAUGUCACAGGAAGAUUUUGAUAAUAAAGUUGUGGAAUCGCUAGCCAAAUUCUAGGUGGCAUUUGAUUAGUUGAAGUCAUAAAACCCUCAGGGUAAGAUUGAGAUAGUUAAGAAAUCUCCUACUGAGUUAGAAAUAAAGAUAAAGCAAUUCGGUUCAUAUAGAUUCUAUGCUGACUAGAGUUCAAUGCAACUAUUUCUUUAAUCACCUGAGAGUGGACUUCAUAAUUACUAAUUUGACUCAAAUAAUGGGUAGUGGACAAGCAUGAUGCAAGUACAUUUCCUAGAAGAAUUACUAGUUAGAGAAGUAACCCCAAAGACUAAUGGAAUGCUUGUUUUAUGA
Messenger RNA from Stylonychia lemnae, 477 nucleotides. Lineage: Eukaryota; Ciliophora; Spirotrichea; Sporadotrichida; Oxytrichidae. The record is from the annotation of a GenBank genome assembly.